Oppiella nova is the source of this 3103-nucleotide messenger RNA. The record is from the annotation of a GenBank genome assembly. NCBI's taxonomy places the organism in Eukaryota, Metazoa, Arthropoda, Arachnida, Sarcoptiformes, Oppiidae.
UUUUGAAUGAGUGUUGUCUGCAUGGAGUGAGUCCACCGGUGCUGUCAUACUGUAUCACACCUACCGUUCCCUCACCUGUCAGUCCUGUAGUGCCCACACAUCGGACACAAUGUUCUCGACGUCCACUCAACUGAAGCACUGGAUGUAUGGAUCGGAGGAAGAGUUGAAUCAAUUGCGAACGGAAGCCAAUCAGCGGUUCAUCCGCCACAGAGUCACCGAUGAUCUGGAUGACGUCUACGACAAGUAUUUGAGUCCCGCCGAAGAGGCCGUUCACACCAAACAUUACGAAUCAAUUUUGCGCGACUUUUGUCGCAAAUUCUCGCCACCGAUGCCUAAGUCUGUUGUCGGAACGGCGUUUCAGUACUUCAAGCGCUUCUAUCUGAACAACUCAGUGAUGGACUUCCAUCCGAAGCACAUAAUCGUCACGUGUGUCUACUUGGCCGCCAAAGUGGAGGAAUUCAAUGUAUCGAUGCAACAGUUCGUGGCGAAUGUCAAGGGAGACAGAGCUAAGGCCACAGACGUGAUCCUCAACAACGAGUUGCUUCUUAUGCAACAAUUGAGAUAUCAUUUGAAUACCCGUUACCCUCAAUGUGGAGAUCCAGAGAAGUUGAGACAAAAUAUCGAUAGUUUUAUUGAUUUGUCGCUUUCGACAGACGCCUGCUUUCUGUUCAGUCCUUCCCAGAUUGCAUUAUCAGCUGUGGUUUACGCGGCCUCUAAACUAGAAAUCAAUUUGGAUCCAAGUAACGAAAUAAAACAGUUGCAGAAAGUUAUGAGAAGUAAUGACGAGAAUAAUGAGUUGUGGUCAAUGAUAACGUCGGUGUCGACACCACAGAGAGAACAGGUCAGAGCCAUUGAGCAGAAGCUGGAGUUGUGUCGAAAUCAGAGCAAUAAUCCCGACUCUAAAGAGUAUCAGCGAUCGCUGGAUGAAGAGAUGGGCGAAGAGACAGUUCCGUUUGAACAGUACGCCCGCAUAUGUCAGGAACAGGAGAGAAGUGACCAAAAACUCAUCGAAACCACUGGAAUUGACAAUUCCUCGCCAAAAAACAUCAAUUGGGCUCAAUAUGGCUUAGACACCAAUUCCUCUCAUGAACAGAGGACAGGACUAGAAUCAGGUGCCGACACAUCCCAUCUGAUGCAGGGGUUGGCACACAAUGAGCUCUUUCUCGAAGAUCAGGCCAGUUUUGGGAAGCAGUGGUGGAAAUCGAAUUUCUUUUUAUCGCAACCCAUACUGUUUGGGACGUGGGAUGGAGUCUAUACCUCUUGUGUUAUCCAUUUGUUUGGUGUCAUCACGUUCUUGAGGGCCGGAUGGCUUGUGGGAAACGCUGGCAUAGGAUUUGCGAUUCUGAUAAUCUUGAGUAGUGUUGUCAUCUGUUGUGUGGCUGUUUUGGCGGCGAUUGGCAUUUGUGAGAGAAGUAACCGUGGUAAUGUUCACGCACUCAUCAGUACAGUAUUGGGCUCCAGAAUAGGGGCAGCCGUUUGCAUAAUAUACAGCUUCGGUCAAGCUGUUUCCUGUGCUCUGCAUGUCAUGGGUUUUGCCGAAACAUUGUCUCAACUCUUGAAUGCUAACGAUAUUUGGGUGGAGAGAGGUAUUGGUGUGGGUCUUGUGGUGCUAUUGUUGUCCAUAAACGUAUUGGGAGUCAAAUGGGUUAUACGUUUGCAAUUCAUUCUCCUAUUCUUCUUAUUUCUGUCGGCCAUUGAUUUUGUGGUCGGAGUCUUCAUACGAUACGAUCCCAAUAACGGUGUCAUUGGUUAUAGUAUUAAGAAUAUUGAGAAUAAUUGGGAACCAAAUGAAAAUGAACCGAAAGUCAGUUUAUUCAAUGCAUUUGGAGUGUUCUUCCCGGCGGUGACCGGAGUUAUGGCCGGAAUUAAUAUGAGUGGAGAUCUGCAUAAACCGGGAAAAAGUAUACCCAUUGGCACUUUCAGUGCCAUCGGAACCAGUCUUUUCUUGUAUCUAUCAUUUGCAUUGGGAUUGGGAGCCACAUGUCUGCGCUCGGCUCUACUCACUGACUACAUGAUCGCACAAAAGGCCUCAUCGGUCGGAGUAUUUCUAUUACUCGGUCUCUACAUAUCGGCCCUCUCUUACAGUUUGGGCUCUUUAUACGCGACGCCAAGGAUUAUACAAAACAUUGCGAACGAGAAUAUAAUACCUGUCAUGAGAUUCCUUGCUGUGGGUCGCGGACCCAAUAAAGUUCCCGUCAAUGCGUUAAUACUGUUCUCAAUCGUAAUAUUCAUAUUCAUAAUGAUCGUGGGUAGGUUUAGGGUAUUAAAGUAUUGCGAUAGUCCUGGUAAAACACAUUUGUUCCCAACCGUAGAGUACGCCUACUUCUCACUGGCCAUGACUUUCGACAUUCAAAUCAACAGAGAGUCCAGAUUUAUGGCUUCGGCGGAAGUGACGAGUCCUACGUUCGACACCUCCUUCAAGAACAAGAGCUCAAAGCACUCGGACUACGGAUCUGUUAAGAGCAAUGACUUGGACCGUCUGUUCCCCGAAAGAGUGCAAACAAAACACAUUAAAGUGAAGCGUCAGGUGAGUAGUCAGAGCAGUAGCCGCUCCUCAUCUCAGGACCGGUCAGUCCAACCCCCGAAAGGUCCGGCGGACACAACGCACGACAACAGCGGCUCCAGUAGUGCCGACGAGUCAUUCGACAGCACCGAUAGCUCUGUGGGACAGGAGCCCAGAGGAGAUCCCAAUGAAAUCAAAAGCAAACAAAACGUGUGGUAUUCAUGUCUAAUAAACCGAUGGAUAAUCAUAAUGGGGGCCAUCAUUAAAGUGGUUAUCAUGUUUCUGGUUCAGUGGGGGUACGCCUUGUCUGCAUUCAUAACAUUGACAUUCCUCUGGUACUACAUGGGAGCCGUCAAUCCGGGACUAUUUCCCGGCAUUUCUGAAUUCAGGGCCUACCCAUGGAUUAAGUCACGUGUUCUCAUAUGCUUCGGCAAAAAAGUGGCCGAAUAUGAUCAGAUGGUUGUGCCCACCGGUGCACCCAAUAUGCACUUCCAAUCGGAUCAGUUGACUAAACAUAACACCGACUUUUCGGCCCGAGAGCCAUACCAUCAAUCAUCCACUUCUCAAUACAAGACAUCAAAUAUAUUGACAAACAAUUAA